AUGACUGACGCAUUCCGCAAAGACGCAACUACACAGGCCAAGGAGAAGGUCAAGCCUGACUCUGAGAAGUCUAUGCUCGAGAAAGGUACCGAAGCCGUCACUGGAGGUGCAGACAACGCAGCAGGCAAGGCUCAGCCCAGUGGAGAGAAGGGCAUCGGCCAGAAGCUCACUGACUCCACCAAGGGUAGUGGUGAGAGUGGAGAAGGUCUCCUUGACCAGGCUAAGAACGCUCUCGGCGGUGGAAAGUAG
Molecule: messenger RNA, 249 nt
Organism: Pseudovirgaria hyperparasitica
Lineage: Eukaryota; Fungi; Ascomycota; Dothideomycetes; Acrospermales; Acrospermaceae
Exons: 3
Coding region: 1-249 (82 amino acids)
Source: RefSeq, a predicted model, not a curated record